Messenger RNA from Symbiodinium sp. CCMP2592, 1830 nucleotides. The record is from the annotation of a GenBank genome assembly. NCBI's taxonomy places the organism in Eukaryota, Dinophyceae, Suessiales, Symbiodiniaceae.
AUGGCGGCCCAGCAAGAGGUUCUCAGGCUCCAUGGCUCCCAGGCUGGUGUGGAGAAGGUGAUCCGAGCGUUGUCGUUCUCCCACCCUCGGUUUGACUCGUCGGCCACACCAAUGCUGAAGUACUUGUGCAUGAUUCGUGCGAUGGCGGUCUUAUGUGCUAUGCAGGCUGCUGACGAGAGAAACACGGUCGAGAUUCGCUCCCGAGCAGAGCGCGCCUUGCAAAACAUGAAUGCAGCAGCCCUCAUGCGCUGUGGACUCACUCGCGACUACACAUCUGAGUGCCUGGGUUUCUUGCGCAGGAACUUUGACAUUGAGGAUCCAGAUGUAUCCUGCACCCCCAGAGUGCUGGAAGAGUUCACCACGCGCCAGCGGUUCUUAUUUGUGGAUGGAUACAUCCUCUCCGACAGCUCGCAGGUUCCCAGUUCCGUGGACGGCUCCGAGGCUCCAGGCUCCCAGGCUCCCAGGAGAUGUGCAACCCAGUUAGUUUACGAGGAGAUCCAGACACCAGAGCCGAUCUUCUAUGGCAACAGAGUCCACUACCUGUGCACGAAGGCCGGCAUUUCUGAUGUAAGGCAGAUCAUGGGAACUAUGGCGCACGUGGUCGAGGCGAUGCUGGAGCGUGUGCGAGUAGAUCUGACGGAGGAUGAGAUCGCCGUGGCUCUGCAGGUAUUCAACCUUCGGCUGUGGCAGGAGACGAACCGACAACAGGAGCUAGUGGACUCUACACGCAAGCUCUGUGAUAUGCUCAAGCUUUCGCACGGCACAGCCGUGCUGUUUGGACGAUUUGCUCGCAAAUUGCAUCCUCUUCUAGAAGCAGCUAAGUCAAAGGACCCAGGCUUCGGGAACAAACAUGCGUGGUCUUGGUUGCUUCGGCCAGCGUGGCGUGCACUGCAUGCACACAAACUUCCAUGGACAGAGGAUUGUCAUGCCCUCAUUGCUUUCUUCUUGUCCUUGAAGAUCAACACGACCACGCUGGAAAGGGAUUUGGGACACUUGCUCACACAGCUGGAGGCGCAUUCCGGACCCCUCACUCCAAAUGGCUCAACCAUUGCCUCCAUCCUCGAGGUGGCAGUUGAAGGUCCCCAGCGAGAGGAAGAAUUUUUCCGGAAGCCGGAGAGCGAAGGUGCCGUGCUGACCCCAACUGACUUCGGGGUUCUUUGUGGUGAACUGUGGAUUCGUCACUUUGGGCGUCGGUUCCGCAUGACCUACAACAAAGAACGAAAGCAGGGGCCCAGCAAGCCACGCCAGGCACGUUCUGGAACUCUGGCUGCAAUUGUCAGAGGCCGUGAAGCAGCCGCCGCCGAGGCAGCGAAGAGAGCAGAGGCAGCUGCUUCGAAAGGCAGGUCGUGGAAGCCGGCCUCUUUCGUGCCGGGCUUGAGCCUGCCUUUGCCGGCAGCGUCUGCCUCUGCCCAGAACAGCGUUGCUGGCACACGUUGGGCUUUCGCCCGCCCCACACCAGAUGCCCUCAAGCAUUUGGAGAAUUUCCGUGCACGCACACAGCAGAAAUAUGACGGUGACUCAGCAGCACAACGGUUGCUUUCCGUGCUAAGUCAUUUGAAGGGUCAUACACAUUGUCAUUGUCAUCCAGCCAAGGUCACCAAGAGGAAGCGCGGAGACGAUCCUCUGGCAAGAUUGCUUACACAACAACGGCGGCACGGCUUGGCGGUUUGCGCAUGGUGCAGCACGGCCACGAGAAGGAUCGGUCAUCCGUCUUGCAAAGCAUCCCCGCAAACGAGCUCUGAAGCUAUGUCCGGUCUAUCGUCGCUACACGGACAGCAAGUCGCUGCAAGGCAACAAGCAUUUCCAGAUUCUUGGACCGUACGAGUAUGA